This is a messenger RNA of Achroia grisella, 2477 nucleotides long. RefSeq names its product protein fem-1 homolog B (gene Fem-1). The transcript is spliced from 14 exons. Gene Ontology annotation, molecular function: protein binding. NCBI's taxonomy places the organism in Eukaryota, Metazoa, Arthropoda, Insecta, Lepidoptera, Pyralidae. The record is from RefSeq and is a predicted model, not a curated record. The coding region runs from base 111 to 2081 and encodes 656 amino acids.
UAUUAUUAUUUGAUGUCAUUCUAAAUGUGAUUACAAAUUGGACGAAUUGAGAAAGUGUGUUAUUUUACGAAUAAUAUAAAUUGUGAAUAAUCAGUUGAAACUGUUAGAUAAUGGAGAAAAAGAAAAUGAUGUUGUAUGAUUUGUUGAGUACCUUGAGAGAAAGGGUGUUUUUCGCAGCGAGGGAUGGAAUGUCUUUGACCCUAUACGCAUUAUUAUUUGAAAAAAAAUAUGACGAAAUUGAUGAACUAGUCAAUAAUGACGUGUGCUGUGAUGGGGUGAAAUGUACGCCUCUUAUCGCUGCAGCCCGACACGGCCGAGAAGGUUGUGUCAGGAUACUCCUAGACAAAUUCCGGCCACCGGUCAGAAUAGAGACAGAAGGCACAGUUAAAUUCGACGAGUAUGUUAUAGAAGGUGCGACGGCACUAUGGUGCGCAGCAGGAGCAGGUCACUUAAACAUAGUGAAGCGGCUAGUCCGCGCAGGCGCAAACGUAAAUCACGCAACGAAGACACUAAGUACGCCCCUCCGCGCCGCCUGCUUCGACGGCCGCCUCGAUAUUGUCCAGUACCUGGUUCGACAUGGAGCCGAUAUACAUAAGGCGAACAAAUAUAAUAAUACAUGUUUAAUGAUAGCCGCAUAUAAAGGACAUUUAGAUGUGGUCCAGUUUCUGCUAGACAUGGGUGCGCGCGUAGACGAGCGUGCUCUAUGCGGCGCCACUGCGCUGCACUUCGCAGCCGAGUGCGGUCACGCUGCAGUCGUCUGCGCACUCAUAGACCACCACGCCAAGAUGCUCACUAAUGAAAACGGUAUGACGCCGCUGCAGUGCGCGGCGGAGCGCGCGCGCGCGUCGGUGGUGGAGGUGCUGGCGGCGCGGCCCGACGUGUCGCGCGCGCAGGCCAUCGAGGCCUACGAGCUGCUCGGGGCCUCCUUCGCCAACGACAAGGAGUACUACUGUCUCAGGAUGGCAUAUCAAUACCUACACAGAGCGAUGGCGAUGCGGUACGACACCCGCUAUGGACUGAUGCUGAAGAAGCCGGCGGAGCCAAUCCCUGCGUACGAUAAUUGGAGGGAAAGUACUACUUUAGAGGAGGUGGAGCGUCUGCACGGGCAGGCGCACGCGCUGCACAUGGAGGGGCUGGCGGUGCGCGAGCGCGUGCUGGGCCGCGGCAGCCCCGACCUGCCGCACCCGGUCGUGUUCCGCGGCGCCGUGUUCGCAGACGAGGCGCGCUUCGACCGCUGCCUCGCGCUCUGGCGGCACGCGCUGCAUCUACGGCAACACAACCAGGUAUCAGUUGUGAAGGACCUACUCAGAUUUGCUCAAGUAUUCUCACAGAUGAUUCACAUAGGAAUAGAACUACCGUUACUACAGGUUGGUUACGUAUUAGAAGCAUGCGCAGAGGAAUUAAGGAGGGGUCUAAAGAAGCUGGAAAAGCCGCAAAUAAACCACGACCCGGACUCGUUAAUAGAGGAGUACGAGAGUAACGUAAGAACUGCCCUGUAUCUGGUCGCCGUCGCAGCCAGAUUGCUGGACAAUAAAAAUAAUGAGGAUGAAACAGCAAGUUCGAUCCGCCGAGCGAUAUUCGGUUUAAGGAAUACCCGACUGCGCUCCGGACAGACGUUGUUGCAUUUGGCGGCCGACAGGCGGACGCCCGUAGAUGACUUCCACACCAGCGACGUCUGUCAAUUUCCCUGCACAAGGUCGCUAAGGCUACUGCUGGAGUGCGGUUUAGAAAUAGAUGCAGCAGACGACUUAAGAAGGACCGCACUUCACGUCGCACUUAUAUCGUAUCAAAUAACGCCAGACGAACGUGAGCAAGGCAGCGAAGCGGUAUGCGGCGCGGUGUGCGAAUUACUCGGACGCGGCGCGCACGUGGACGCAAUGGAUGCUGACGGCAUCACUCCCCUCGUGGCUUCUAUUGGAAGUCCAGCGGAAAACCUCGUCCGGUCAGCACUGAGUCCUCGACUGUCGUGUCUGGCAGCGACUACAUUAGCCAUGCACGGAGCUAAGUACAACCCCUCGCAAGUACCCCGGGAUCUCCACGGCUUCCUCACCAUGCACGGGGUCAAGGCAAUGCAACAUUAGGUUAGAACUAUAUUCAAGCACAAUACGGAUUUUAUCAAAGCGCCUAUGAUUAGCAAAACAGCUAUUUGAGUCGAUUUUAGAACGUAUUCGUUACAAUUUUUACAUAGAUUAAAUAAUGUAUUAAUAUUUUAUAUAUUGCUCAUAGGAAGUUGUUAGACAUGAUCGUUACCGAUGAUUAGCAAUGUUAUUAAAGUGUUUGUUUAGUUAUUUCAACUUAAAAUAAAUACAAUAUAUGUAUUUAUAGUACAACAAAUAUUAGUAUUUAAACUAUUUGGUAAUAAUGAAAUUUUUGAAAAUCUUAAUCUGACUCUUAAAAAAACAAUACUAUUACUCUGUUUGGCUGAAAUGUUCUGAUUUUAUUAUAUUAUAUAUCUUAUUUUAUUAUAUGAUAUAUUA